Messenger RNA from Leptosia nina, 2631 nucleotides. The record is from the annotation of a GenBank genome assembly. Lineage: Eukaryota; Metazoa; Arthropoda; Insecta; Lepidoptera; Pieridae.
AUGUCCGCCGUGGCGAAGACCUCCAAGUAUACCUACCGCAGCAGCGGCGGGGGCACCACCGACGUCAACAUCGAGUACAGCGCCGACCUGAGUGCUCUCUCCAGACUGGAGGACAAGAUUCGUCUCCUCCACGAUGACCUGGAAUCCGAAAGGGAGCUACGUCAGAGGAUCGAAAGAGAGAAGGCGGACUUAAGUGUGCAAGUUAUCCAGCUCUCGGAAAGGCUAGAAGAGGCUGAGGGUGGAGCUGAGAGUCAGUUCGAGAUCAACAGAAAACGAGACACGGAACUAACCAAGCUUCGUAAACUCCUCGAAGAUGUUCACCUCGAAUCAGAAGAAACAGCUCAUUUGCUUAAGAGGAAGCACCAAGAAAUUGUCGUCGACUUCCAGGAACAAAUUGACAAACUUACACACGGCAAAAGCAGGGUCGAGAAAGAAAAGGCUAAGUUCCAGGCUGAAGUGUACGAGCUGUUGGCCCAAGUGGAAAACAUAAGCAAGGAAAAGAUCACGAUCUCUAAGACUUGUGAAAGACUAGAAAUCACCAUCAGUGAGCUUCACGUCAAGAUCGAAGAAUUGAACCGUACGAUUGUUGACAUUACAUCGCACAAGCAGCGCCUGUCCCAGGAGAACGUUGAGCUCGUUAAGGAAGUUCAGGACCUGAAGGUGAACAUCGAAAACGUAGUGUACCUUAAGAGCCAGGUCAUUAGCCAGCUCGAGGACGCGCGUCGCAGGCUCGAAGAUGAUGAAAGAAGGCGCUCUAUUCUUGAAGCCAACCUUCACCAGGUUGAAAUUGACUUGGAAUCUGUCCGCGUCCAACUUGAAGAGGAGUCUGAGGCUCGUUUGGACCUUGAGCGCCAACUGGUUAAAGCCAACGGUGAAGUCCAGCACUGGAGGUCGAAGUUCGAGGCUGAAGCUGCUGCCAGAGCCGAAGAAAUUGAGGAAAUCCGUCGCAAGUACUCCAUCCGUAUCCAGGAGCAAGAAGAACAGAUUGAAACCCUCAUUGCUAAGAUCAGCAGCGUUGAAAAGCAGAAGUCUCGUCUCCAGAGCGAAGUUGAAGUGCUAAUUAUCGACUUGGAGAAGGCCAAUGGAACAGCUAGGGAGCUCCAGAAGAGGACUGAUCAAUUGGAGCGUGUGAACAUUGAAAUCAAGUCUCGCCUCGAGGAGACAGUUCAGCUGUACGAACAGAGCCAGCGUGACCUCCGCAACAAGCAGACUGAGAUUCAGCGCAUCAGUCACGAGCUUGACAAGACCCGCGAACAGAAGGACGCUCUUGGCCGAGAGAACAAGAAACUGGGUGACGAAUUGCACGACGCCCGCGCAACUGUCACCGAGUUGACCCGCCGUCUUCACGAGCUCGAGAUCGAGCUGCGCCGUCUUGAGAACGAGCGAGAAGAACUCACCGCAGCAUACAAGGAGGCUGAGGCUGGCCGUAAAGCUGAAGAACAGCGUGCCAUGAGAUUGGCUUCUGAACUUGGCCAGUUCCGUCAUGAGGCUGAACGCCGCCUCCAAGAGAAGGAUGAAGAAAUUGAAUCCAUCCGCAAGCAGACUAGCAUUGAGAUUGAACAGCUUAACGCUCGUGUCGUUGAGGCUGAGACCAAGCUCAAGACCGAGGUUACUCGCAUUAAGAAGAAGCUGCAGAUCCAAAUCACCGAGCUCGAACUGUCUCUUGAUGUUGCAAACAAGACCAACAUUGACCUGCAAAAGACCAUCAAGAAGCAAUCUCUGCAGCUUACCGAGAUUCAAACCCACUACGACGAGAUUCAGAGGCAGUUGCAAGUAACACUUGAUCAAUAUGGUGUCGCCCAGCGCAGAAUUCAAUCGCUCACCGGUGAGGUUGAGGAGAUCCGUGGCAAUUACGAACAGGCCCUCCGUGCCAAGCGCACUGUAGAACAAUCCUUCGAAGAGGCCCAGACACGCAUCAAUGAAUUGACUGUCAUCAACGUCAACUUAUCCAGCAGCAAAGCCAAGAUUGAACAAGAGUUGGCCGUUGUCGCAGCUGACUACGAUGAAAUCACAAAGGAACUGCGUGUGGCUGAUGAGCGUUACCAACGUGUGCAGACUGAGCUGAAACACACCGUUGAGCACUUACACGAAGAACAAGAAAGGAUCGUCAAGAUUGAAGCUAUUAAGAAGUCACUUGAAAUUGAAGUCAAGAACAUUUCCGUUCGCUUGGAAGAAGUUGAAGCCAAUGCCAUCGUUGGUGGUAAGCGCAUCAUCAGCAAACUUGAGGCCCGUAUGAAGGACAUGGAGCUCGAGCUGGACGAGGAGAAGAGGAGACACGCUGAGACAAUCAAGAUCCUCCGCAAGAAGGAACGCCAAGUUAAGGAAAUCAUGAUCCAAUGCGAAGAAGACCAAAAGAACAUUACUCUCCUGCAAGAUUCUCUGGAGAAAUGCUCCCAGAAAGUCAACAUUUACAAGAGACAGUUGACUGAACAGGAGGGUCUCUCCCAACAAAGCGUCACAAGAGUGCGACGAUUCCAGCGUGAGCUUGAAGCUGCUGAAGACCGUGCUGACACUGCCGAGAGCAAUCUCUCUCUCAUCCGCGCCAAGCACCGCACCUUCGUCACCACCUCCACUGUACCUGGCUCACAAGUAUACCUAGUGCAAGAGUCCCGCGCUCUCAGCACGGAGUGA